This is a messenger RNA of Grosmannia clavigera kw1407, 2319 nucleotides long. Its product is annotated as neutral/alkaline nonlysosomal ceramidase. The record is from RefSeq and is a predicted model, not a curated record. Lineage: Eukaryota; Fungi; Ascomycota; Sordariomycetes; Ophiostomatales; Ophiostomataceae. Gene Ontology annotation, biological process: long-chain fatty acid biosynthetic process; sphingosine biosynthetic process; ceramide catabolic process. Gene Ontology annotation, molecular function: N-acylsphingosine amidohydrolase activity. Gene Ontology annotation, cellular component: extracellular region. The transcript is spliced from 4 exons. Bases 1 to 2319 code for a protein of 772 amino acids.
AUGUCGGGCCCGCAAUACGCCUACGCCAUGAUGCACCUGGCAGGUGGCAGGGAUGCGGGCAAGCAAAGAAGACACCAGGCGCCCAACCCGCGAAGAGCCGCGUUCACGGCCCUUGCAGCUGCGGCGUUAUUUGCGCUGGUCUUCUUUUCAGUGUGCAAACUUGGCAAGCCGGCCUCGUCUGCCAGCUCUCCGAGAGGGGCUUCGUCUGCUGCCGAUUUGCCGCUGUCGUCGUCCCCCUUCUCAGACGCCAAUCUCGGACCACCUCUGCUGUCACGGUCUGUUCCGGCUGGCGACAAGUAUCUGAUCGGCGUUGGCAAGGCCGACAUCACCGGCCCGGUGGUCGAGGUGAAUCUGGGAGGCUAUGCCAGCCUGUCACAGAUCGGCUCCGGCCUUCGGCAGCGGGUCUACGCGCGCGCAUUUAUCGUUGGUGACGUCUCCACCCCGUCCGACCGCAUCGUCUAUCUGGUCAUCGAUACCCAGUCGGGCGACACUGCCGUCCGCUUGGGCAUCUUGGAGGGACUGGCUGCCCUGGGCACAGACUAUUCCAUGUACGGGGCUUCCAACGUGGCCGUGACGGGCACUCACCAGCACAGCGGGCCGGGAGCCUGGUUCAAUUACCUGCUCCCGCAAAUCACCAGCCUCGGCUUCAGCAAGCAGAGCUACCAAGCCAUUGUUGAUGGCAGUGUGUUGGCGAUCCAGCGAGCACACGAGUCGCUGACGACGGGCUAUCUCGAUGUGGGCAAAACCAACAUCACGGACGGCAACCUUUCGCGCAGUCUCUACUCAUACAUGGCCAACCCGGCUGCAGAGCGGGCAAAGUACAGCACUACCACCGACACGGAGAUGACGCUGCUGCGCUUUCAGCGAGCAUCUGACCUGAAAAACAUCGGCGUGCUGUCGUGGUAUCCGGUACACGGCACUUCGAUGCUAGAGAACAACACCCACGUGACGGGCGACAACAAGGGUGUAGCGUCGUACCUCUUUGAGAAGGCCAUGCUGGACGAUGCAGACGCAGCCGAAGGCUUUUGUUGCCCGGCUUUCUCGCAAGCCAACAUGUGCAGCUAUAAAAACAGCACGUGUGCCGACGGCAAGUCGGAGUCGUGCCACGGCCGCGGCCCUGAGUUUCAGAAGCUCGAUCUCGGCGUCUCCAGCUGCUACGUGAUCGGCAAGAAGCAGUCUGACGGUGCCAAGACUAUAUAUGACUCUCUGGCUACGUCGUCUACUCCGAUUGUGGGAACGACGGUGAAGUCCUUCCACUUCUACCAGAACAUGAGCUAUUUCCAGUUCGAGCUGCCUAACGGUACGGAAGUGCAGACAUGUCCUGCUAGCCUGGGGUACUCGUUUGCCGCCGGGACGACAGACGGCCCUGGAGCGUUUGACUUUACGCAGGCCGAUUCGGGAAGCUCGACUGCCAAUCCGCUGUGGUCUGUGGUUUCGGGUGCUCUUCGCACGCCCACGGCUGCGCAGAAGGCAUGCCAGUACCCAAAGCCGAUCUUGCUGGACGUUGGCGAGAUGGACGAGCCGUAUGCAUGGACGCCCAACAUUGUGGACAUGCAGUCGAUGCGCAUCGGCCAGCUGAUUAUCAUCGUGUCGGCGUCCGAGGCCACGACAAUGUCGGGCCGGCGGUGGCGGGAAGCCGUGCACAAGCAGGCAGCCAGCACGAUCCUCAAGGACGGAGCCGAUCCGGUGGUCGUUCUGGGGGCACCGGCCAACGUGUAUGCGCACUACUGCGCGACACCGGAAGAGUACAGCAUCCAGCGGUACGAGGGCGCCAGCACGCUGUACGGGCAGUGGGAGCUGCCGGCAUACAUCAACCUGACGCUGCGCAACCUUCACUACCUCGCGGCCGACGCGACGGGGUCACCGGACGCCGGUCCAUCGCCGCCCGACAAUCGUGAGACCUCGCUGAGCUUCAUCACAUCGGUCGUCUUCGAUGCGGCGCCCAGCGGCAAGUCAUUUGGCGAGUGCAUCGACCAGCCCAAGUCGAGCUACGCCAAGGGUGACGUGAUCAACGCCACGUUUGUGGGGGCCAACCCGCGCAACAAUCUGCGGCUGGAGGACACGUUUGCGGCGGUGGAGAAGCACGACAGCAGCAGCGGAAACUGGACGCAGGUGCGCAGCGACGAGGAUUGGUCUCUGGUCUACACAUGGGAGCGGACCAGCACGGUGCUGGGCUACAGCCAGGUGGUGCUGAGCUGGGAGUCGGAGGCCACGGCAGCUUCAGGCACAUACCGACUGAAGUACUAUGGCGACUCGAAGCCGCUGGUCGGGUCGAUCUCUGCUUUUACUGGCAUUAGCAACUCGUUCACGCUGAGCUGA